AUCAGAAUACGAGAGCCCAGAUUUGUGUAUAUAAUCUUGGUUCUUCUUAAUUACAGUACACAUUUCGUUCUUGAUAGAGCCCUGUGUUCCAUGGGCACUACUCGCAGUACAAGUAGGUAGUGUCUCGAUCACACCGCCGAUCUCGCCAAAUUCCAUUUCUACCCUCACCUGCUUCCCCAAGCUUCGUCUCCCCCAAAAACCAUCACCAGUGAGUACUCUCUCUCUCGCUCGCUCGCUCUAUAGAGAUACAGAAAUACAGAUACAGAGAUAUAUAGAGAUAUAAGAAAGGAUAAUUAUAAAUACAUAUAUGCAUGUGAGAGUUGGAUUUGUAUAGAGCUUAACACAAAAUGGGGCACAAGAAGCGAAACGCCGCUCCGCGUUCCAAACAGUCGCCGGCGGCGGUUGCGCCGAUUGUCGAUGGCGGAGACGCCGUGGUGUUGGCCCAGCCCGAUGCUGCUCCGCUCACUCUUGGCGACGCCGCGGAGUCCAAUAAUAGCCCUAACAGUCUGCUAGUCCUUCACAACAGCAAGAUCGAAUCCGCGCCGUCGAUUGAAUCGGGCGGUGGUGGUGGUGGUGGUGGUGUGGUGUUUGAUUCGGAGUCGUGCGCCGCCGCGAAGCUUGAAUGCGAGCGGGCGCUGACGGCGCUCCGCCGCGGGAACCACACGAAGGCGCUGCGGCUGAUGAAGGAGUCGUGCCAGCGGCACGAGAAUUCGGCUCGGUCGGCGCUGAUUCACCGAGUCCAGGGCACUGUGUGCGUCAAGGUCGCGGCGAUUAUCGACGACCCCACCGCGAAGCAGCGGCAUUUGAGGAACGCGGCGGAGUCAGCGCGGCGUGCGGUGGAGCUGUCACCGAACUCGAUUGAGUUCGCUCAUUUCUACGCCAAUUUGCUCUACGAGGCGGCCAACGACGGCAAGGAGUAUGAGGAAGUGGUGGCGGAGUGCGAGAGAGCUCUGGCGAUUGAGAAGCCUGUUGAUCCCGGCAGAGAGAGCUUGCAGGAGGAGAGCCAGCAGAAGCUUAACACCGCGGAGGCUCGAGUUAACCACGUGCAGAAUGAGCUCAGGCAGCUGAUUCAGAAGUCUAAUAUCGCCUCGAUUUCGACAUGGAUGAAGAAUUUGGGGAAUGGAGAAGAGAAGUUCAGGUUGAUUCCGAUUAGGAGGGUUACAGAGGACCCCAUGGAGGUGAGGCUGGUGCAGACUAGGAGGCCAAAUGAGAUUAAAAAGGCUACUAAGACGCCCGAGGAGAGACGGAAGGAGAUUGAAGUGAGGGUUGCAGCUGCCAGACUGUUGCAGCAGAAGUCUGGGGUGCCUCAGCUGAGCAAUGAGGGUGAGAAGAGUGACAGGGCAGUGGAUUCGCUGUCGGGGUCUGGUCAGAGAGGUAGUGAGAGAAGGAAGUUUGGGGGUUUGAGGAAGAACGGGUCAUCAUCGGAGAGGAAGGAUUGGGUUAGGUCGUAUUGGAAAUCAGUGAGUGUUGAUAUGAAGAAAGAGUUACUUAGGAUUAGAGUUAGUGAUCUUAAAGCCAAAUUUAGCUCGUCCAAGGAUGGUUUGGCAAAUGAUGUUUUAUCAGAAGCAUUGGCGUUUGCAGAGAGCCGUAGGAGUUGGAACUACUGGGUUUGUUGUAGGUGUAAUGAGAAGUUUGUGGAUUCGGAAUCACAUAUGCACCAUGUUAUAAAUGAACAUAUGGGAAGCCUUUUGCCGGAAAGGAAGUCAAUCUUGCCUCCAAAUGUUGACAAUGAAUGGAUUGAGAUGCUUCUUACUUGUUCUUGGAAACCGCUGGAUGUCUCUGCUGCUAUUAGGAUGCUCAGAGAUAAAAGAAAAUGCAAAGACUCUGAGUUUGUUGAGGAUUUCUACUCUGGUAAUCAUAGCAAGGACUGUGAGGAUUGUUUCAAGGAUGCUUGGGAUGAAUCGACUGAGAAGGAAAGUCUUGGAGACGGUCCUAGUAAUUGUACUGAUGAUGGAAAUAUUCCUGAGAAGGUUGGCCACAGUGAGUGUACAGAAUGUGAUGAGGACAACGGCUCUAUUGCUCUUUUUUCUCUACCAGGUGGUUGGCCGUUAUCUGAUGACCCCGAAUGUUUGAAGCUUCUCGAAAGAAUUCAUGGCUUAUUUGAGGUGCUUAUCAGGCAUAAAUAUCUUGCUGCUACUCAUCUUAAUAGGGUGAUACAAUUUACAAUUGAUGAGCUACAGGUGUCAGGUUCUGAGCUUCUUAACCAUGGUGUGGAGCAAACACCUAUGUGCAUUUGCUUCUUGGGAGCUACACAGCUUAGGAAAAUACUCAAAUUCUUGCAGGAUUUGUCGCAUGCUUGUGGUUUAGGUAGAUAUUCUGAGAAAAGUAGCAGUGUUAUGGAGGAUGGAAAUAACACAAAUCAGGGUGUUGAGUUGAUCAAAGAGAGGAUUGUUCUCAGCGCAGAUGCCUCCUGCCUUCUUCUGGACACCACUGAUUUUACAUGUAGUGCUGGGAAUGAAACCCUUACUGAUGGAACUGGGCUUCUCCCUGAUUCAGAUGCUCUGCUGUCCUGGAUAUUUGCAGGCCCAUCUAGUGCUGAACAAUUGACAUCCUGGAUGCAGACAAAAGAAGAGAAAACACAACAAGGAAUGGAAAUUCUCCAAAUGCUCGAAAAAGAAUUUUACCACCUGCAGAGUCUUUGUGAGAGAAAAUUUGAGCAUCUAAACUAUGAAGAAGCUUUGCAGGCUGUUGAGGAUCUCUGUGUUGAAGAAGGAAGGAAGAGAGAAAUUGCCACAGAAUUUUCCAAUCGUAGCUACGAGUCUGUGCUAAGGAAGAGGAAAGGAGAGCUUGAGAGAGAUAUUGAUAUGAUGUUCCCUGCAAAUAGGAUUGAGUUAGAUGCCAUAUCAAAUGUUUUGAGAGAAUCUGAAGCUUUGAACAUCAACCAGUUUGGGUAUGGCGAAACUUAUGGUGGUAUGAACUCUCAAUUAUGUGACUUGGAAUCUUGGGAAGAUGAUGAUUGGAGGGCCAAGGAUUAUGUGCAUCAGGUGGACACAUGUGUAGAAGUUGCAAUCCAGAGACAGAAAGAACAGUUAUAUGUAGAGCUUAGCAAAAUUGAUGCACGGAUUAUGCGAAAUGUUACUGAGAUGCGGCAAUUGGAAGUUAAGCUUGACCCCGUCUCUGCGCAUGAUUAUCGGUCAAUAAUCUUGCCUUUAGUGAAGUCCUACCUUAGGGCACAUUUGGAGGAUCUGGCUGAGAAAGACGCCACUGAAAAGUCGGAUGCUGCAAGGGAGGCUUUUUUGGCAGAACUUGCACUUGAUUCUAAGAAAGGUGUCAAAGGAGGAAAUGAUAAUUUGAGACACACACAGGAGAAAUCAAAGGAUAAGAAGAAGAAUAAGGAGUAUAGGAAAGCAAAAGAUACAAAGGGUAAUGGUGUUUCUGAAGAGCACAUGCAUCAUGAUGAAUCUACUGAGCGUUCCUCUCCAGUCGCAUCUUAUGGUGACCAUCCAGAUUCUGAAAUUGUUGUUUCUGUAAAUGGUGAUGACGUGAAGCAACAUGAAGAAGAAUCUAGACGUAGGAUUGAACUUGAAGAAGAGGAAAGAAAACUUGAAGAAACUUUGGAGUAUCAAAGACAAAUUGAGAACAAAGCUAAGCAGAAGCACCUUGCGGAACAAAGUAAGAAAUCUACUCAAACACAACCAGAGAAGGUGGCAGAGAAACUGCAGGUUGUUAACUUGGAGCCUUUUCCUAAUGAUCAAGAUAUGCACGAGCCACUUACGCCAUAUGUGCAGGAGCAGUUGGGACUGAAGACUGGAUCUCCUAACAAUCUAGAAGGCGUGCCCACUAACAUGGCCAAUGAUUCACCAGCUUUGGUAAAAUCAUCUAGUGUUUCUGGUCCUCAAAUGAUUAAUGGUGCACAAGAUAAGGUUCACCCAGGAAUACCAAAUGGAGGAAUUCUCGAGGAUGGUUAUCUGCCAUCUGAUCGACGGCCAAGGAAGAAUAGAAGGCAGAGGAGUUCCACCAAACUGCCUGACGGAAAGAGUCUAUCCUUGUCGUCUGAAAGGGAAAAUAUUGAAGUUGGGAGGUCAAAUGUUGAGGGUCAUUUAAGUAAACAAUCUCGAUCCUAUGACCAUCUCGUUGCAGACAGCAACAAGGGAACAACAGAAUUGAGACAGCAACAUGCAGAGGAAGAUGAUGAAGAAAGAUUCCAGGCCGACCUGAAAAAGGCUGUACGCCAAAGCCUUGACACAUUCCAAGAGCAGCGGAAAUUGCCUUUAGUUUCAUCUUCCAGGACACCCAAAAGAAUUUCUGCAGAUUUUGAUGAAGGUGGUGCUUUACAUGGUGACAUCAGAGUUGAAAAUGCAACUGAUAUUGAUGUCCUGGGUACUGGAUUAAAGAAUGAAGUUGGGGAGUACAAUUGCUUUCUCAAUGUUAUCAUACAGUCCUUAUGGCAUAUUAGACUGUUUCGAGAUGAGUUCCUGCAAAGAUCAACAUCAGAACAUGUUCAUGUGGGCCAUCCAUGUGUGAUCUGUGCAUUGUAUGAAAUAUUUACUGCCUUGAGUAAUGCAUCUACAGAUACGCGAAGAGAAGCUGUUGCACCUACUUCUUUGAGAAUAGCAUUAAGCAACUUAUAUCCAGAAAGUAAUUUUUUCCAAGAGGCUCAGAUGAAUGAUGCUUCUGAAGUUUUGGGAGUGAUAUUUGAAUGCCUUCACCGGUCAUAUACUCCUGAUUCGAGUGUUUCUGAUACUGAAUCUGUGGAAAGUAACUGCCUGGGGUCUUGGGAUUGUUCAAACAAUGCUUGUAUUGUGCACUCCAUGUUUGGAAUGAACAUUUUUGAACGAAUGAAUUGCUACAAUUGUGGUUUGGAGUCCAGGCAUCUCAAAUACACUUCUUUCUUUCAUAAUAUAAAUGCCAGUGCUCUACGAACUAUGAAGGUUAUGUGUGCAGAAAGCUCCUUUGAUGAGCUUUUGAAUCUUGUGGAGAUGAAUCAUCAGUUGGCCUGUGAUCCUGAGCCUGGUGGCUGUGGGAAGCUCAACUAUAUUCAUCACAUUCUUUCAACUCCACCACAUGUUUUCACAACAGUUAUGGGUUGGCAGAAUACGUGCGAGAGUGCUGAUGAUAUAAAAGCAACACUGGCAGCUUUAAAUACUGAGAUCGAUAUCAGUGUCCUUUACCGUGGUCUGGAUCCAAAGAGUACACAUAACUUGGUUUCUGUGGUUUGCUACUACGGGCAACAUUACCAUUGCUUUGCCUAUAGUCAUGAGCGCGAAUGCUGGGUUAUGUAUGAUGACAAUACUGUCAAGGUGAUUGGCGGGUGGGCUGAUGUACUUACCAUGUGUGAAAGAGGGCAUUUGCAACCACAACUUCUUUUCUUUGAAGCUGUAAACUAGACAUCCUGUGGGACUCGAUUUAGCAUCAGAAGGAGAGCAUUAAUGUUGUAUGUGUAUUAAGUCUUUAUCUAUGGUGAGGAAGCACUGAAUUCCUCUGUACCCUGCAGCGCGCUAGAAGUUUGCGAAGUCAGUUACAGUGGAAGUCCAGAGUUCUGGUGUAGAAUUAACAAAUUUUUUUUGAUAUGAUGAAGAAAAAUUUCUGAGCAACUGGUCCUCAUGGGAGAAACCAUGAUCUAAAGCAUGUAAGCAAUAAUCAUCAGCAGUCGGAGUAAUCAGAGAGUUUUAUCAUCAUGUGGUAUGUUUUCCUCCCUCCAAUAUAACCUCAGCAUUAUCAAGUGAUCUGGUUGAUGAGAAGCUGUCUGGGCCAUAUAAGCUCAUUUAAGGAGCUUAACAUAGCAAGAUGGCUGGCAUUUUGAUUUCUAGCAGUUCCUCAAACUCAGAGCAUGUAACAGUUAAGGGGGAAUAUAGGUUGUUGAAAUCGUAAUCUUGGCCGACGUUUUCUAUCUUUCAUGUUUUCCCCCCAAUUUUGAAAAGGGUUUUGUAUAGAUCACAUUAGGUCUUCUGGUCCUUGAACAGUAGAUUUGUUGCCUCAUUUUGACACUAAUGGGUUGAAAUGAAAAAUCUAGUUAUUUUAUUUUGCCCUCAUUUUGACA
Argentina anserina (silverweed cinquefoil) is the source of this 5980-nucleotide messenger RNA. RefSeq lists its product as uncharacterized. Gene Ontology annotation, biological process: protein deubiquitination. NCBI's taxonomy places the organism in Eukaryota, Viridiplantae, Streptophyta, Magnoliopsida, Rosales, Rosaceae. The coding region runs from base 348 to 5327 and encodes 1659 amino acids. Gene Ontology annotation, molecular function: cysteine-type deubiquitinase activity; protein binding. The record is from RefSeq and is a predicted model, not a curated record. The transcript has 15 exons.